AUGAAUGCUUCCCGUACUGUAGUCUCCUCAAGCAUCGUCGAUCGAACCUUGCCAUCUAGACCUCGACUCAACUUGAUCCCUCUUCUAGAGAACGAUGGUCAGAUCUAUAGUCAAGCCGCUUGGCUUUUGCUAUCCAUCGCCGCUUUUGCUCUCACUGUUCGUGCACUAAAAGCCCCUCAUAGACAACGCCCUCAGACACAACCAUAUCCACCGAAGUCCUAUAACAAUACCUCAGCCUCAAUUGAUCCAUCUUCAACAAAAGACAAUGCGGAGCAACCUGUGAAGCCAUACUUAGCCGCAUUCCCCGAUCUUAGCGGACUGGCAGAUCUUGCGACCCAAACAGAAAGAGAGCGCAUGGUGAGAGACAAGAAGCUGUACUGGAAAAUGCAAAAUCUGGAAGAUCAUCGAGCAGACGUUAUUCCGGAAGCACGACAACGCCUGAUAGGUCUCUUCGAUCAAACCAUGUCUGAAGCUCUCAGUAAUCCGUACGAUACCAUCGUUUCACUCUCUACUUACGACUCAACUUCUCUCCGCGCAUUUCUUCAAACAUCGCAUCGCUCAGCAACUUCUAGAUAUGAAGCGUAUCUGGAGAGACGCAAAGCUGGUGGACCAAGAGAAAUGUUCCCUACGACGGAGUUCGCUUUGGAGUGGCUCAGAUUAGCUGGAGUGGUGAAAUACGUCGACGGUGGUUGGCUUGGAGGGAUAUUAGGAAUAGGUACUGGUAGGGCUUCUUGCUUGCCUCAGACAAAAGGUCAGAGCACUGGCGGUCAAUUAGAAAGAUCAAUCAGUAAAAUGGCGUGGCAAGUCAUAUCGGAAGAAUUUGGAGAUGGCGAUUUGGAGAAGAAUCACAUCUACCUGUACGAGAAGCUGCUUAAUAAGAUUAGCGCUGGAAAAUUGACACCGGACGAUCAGACUUCCUCUGGAUAUGUUCGAGGGUUUGAUGGUCUUGAAGACAAUCAAGGUGUUCCUCGUUGUUGGGAAGCAGCUAUUGCACAGCAGUGUAUUGGACUUCUCGCUUCUUCCCAAGACUUCUUCCCCGAAGCGCUUGGUUUCAACAUGGCUUAUGAGUCGCUACCAUAUCAUCUCCUCAUCACCGCGAGGGAACUGAAAGAGUUGGAUAUUGACAAUUACUAUUUUGCUAUCCAUGUCACGAUUGACAAUGCUGAUUCUGGUCAUUCUGCUAUGGCACGUAUAGCUGUAGAACGGUAUUUGGAAGGCGUCAGAGAGAGGGAUGGAGAUCAAGCCAUGCACAAUAUAUGGAGGAGGAUACAAGUGGGAUAUAUCCUCGCCGAAGGCCUUCCAACUACACCCAGCGGACCAAUCGAGUUCGAGCCAGUCAGGAAAUCUGAUUCUAUCAUACAUUGGCAACCACGAUCAUCACAAACCCCACCAGUCACUCCUGCAGAAUCCAAACUCGUCAAUGUGAUCGUCAAAAAAGCAGGUGCCGCGGAGAAAAUGCAUUGCACUUCGAAAAUGCGAAUAGGAGGUGAGACUGUAGAACAAUGGUUGGACCCUCGGACAAUAUCUGAAACUAGAGCUUUAUCUUUUAUUCGUGCUCUCGCCACCAAGAGGCCAUUUGUAGUACCCGGAGACACCUCUCGAAGUCGCUUUGUCCAAGAUCUUGAAUGGGGAGGAAAGAUGUUUGGAGCUUUCACCGGUAUGGAAUCGGAUAUUGUCAAAAAUUGGAUCCGUUCGUUACAGCCUCGAAUCACAUCGGAAGGAACGUAUGAACGCUUCGUAGGAAGAAGCGCUGCCGCCCAGAAGGGAUUUAACCCACCCGCUACCCCUUUCGAAGAACGAACUCGAGAUCUCUGGACCAUACACGAUGUCAACCCAAUGUCCACAACACAGCUAUCCGAAAGAGUCAGUUCUGAAGAUCUCAUAACCCAGCCUAUGUUUGAAACAGAUGAGAUAGCUCUGGAAUAUUCACGCCUACGUUCGAUUUGGUAUGUAUCCACAUCGCUUUUCGAAUGUUUCCCUCUUCAACCUUCUCGCUUUGCAACUCCGCUGGGCAUGUUCUCCCUUCGUCUUCUUCGAUCACAACUUGGGUUUGGGGCUCUACAUCUUCCGGAAGAUAUAUGUGCAGGCACCGAUGAUCUCGAUCUCACAAGACAAGAGGGAGAUAUGAUUGGACUCUGGGAGCUAGGAGAGAAAUUGGAUCAAGUUUGUAAUAUACCAAACGCUGAUGAUAUCCAGCAAAUCGCGCGCGAUACCACUGAUAGGAGGACAAAUGAGUUUUGCGCAAAACUGCUUGAUUUGCGAUCACGGCCUUACACGAACUCCUCAUAUAUAUUCGGGGUUAGUCUAGCUUUGUGUAAAGGCGUACAUGGGUCCAGGGUCAUUAAUAAUAUGUUGGGAGAAGAGCGAGACCAAGGCUCACUUUCACGGAUCGUGGAUGAACAACUAGCAAUCAUUUCAGAGCUUGUCAAGGAUUACAUCGAUGAAAAUGACCAGCAAAAUCAGAAGGAUUUCGUGCAAGGCUUCCUAUGGGCAAGGAACGAAUUAUCUAUUAUAUCAAUCUGA
Kwoniella shivajii is the source of this 2523-nucleotide messenger RNA. RefSeq lists its product as uncharacterized. The transcript has 2 exons. The coding region runs from base 1 to 2523 and encodes 840 amino acids. The record is from RefSeq and is a predicted model, not a curated record. NCBI's taxonomy places the organism in Eukaryota, Fungi, Basidiomycota, Tremellomycetes, Tremellales, Cryptococcaceae.